CUGCGAUUGGUCUGCGACUCAGUUCAAUACCUCAUCUAUUUACACCUAGGCCUGCUGUCACCACUCGAAAUGCUGGGGAUCCGUUCGGUGACUCAAGCCAAUCUUCCUCCUACACCUGCUGCUACCUCUCAAGAUGCUGGGGAUCCGUUCAACGACUCUGACGCCGAUCUCAUAAUUCGCUCGUCCGACAAUAUAGACUUCCGUGUCUACCGUGCUAUUUUAUUCAAGGCAUCUCCAACAUUGCGCGCCAUCAUCACCGGCAACGCUAGCCUUGCCUCCUCAGAACGUGAAACCAGAGACAACUUACAAUUAGUACGAAUCAACGAAAGUCGUUCGACCCUCACUCUUCUUUUCGGCAUCAUCUAUCCUGGAGAUUCUCCGGACUUUGAGAACAUAACACUUGGCCAAUCAGUCACCCUCCUUUGUGCUUUGGAUAGGUAUAUCAAUAUUUCCAGCAUCCCUAGAACCAUCGACUCCAUUAUGGACAACGUUAUCAAAAAGAAACCACACCUAGCGUUUUCCCUCGCGCGUCGCUUUUCCCUUGCCGAGGAAACGGCAGAGAAAGCCGCCAUAGAGACGCUGCGCUUCUCUCCACUCACCCCGAUCCAGCGUAUUCAAGACGAGCACCUCUCCGAGUACAUGACAUCAGGGCUCUUCGACGACUUAGCGUGCUAUCACCGCCAAGCUGUCCGCGCCACAUCCACGGUCAUACGCUCCUUCCUUCCAGAAUCCACGACUCUCAGAUCCGUCUACUUCCCGUUCGCUCGCACGGGAAAUGCCCCGUCAGCGGAUAUCCGCCAAUGGCACGAACGCUGCUAUUCCUGUAGUCUUUGCUUCAAAUGCCACUGCCCUAGACAGGACAUGAUAGGCCAGCCCCAAGGCCCGCAUCAGCAGGUAUUCAACAUCCCGCAGUAUGUCAUCGACUACUUGACGCAAUGCGGCGCCGCACUCAACGACAAGCCUCAUUGGGAUACCAUGCUCGCCGAUAAUAGGUUGUUAGCUGCCCCUUUGCGCACGGCCGAUGACUGUAAGGGAUGCAAGUGGAGGGCGCGGGUUGAGAUGCCUAUAUUCCGGAAGUUGGUCGCUGACAAGAUCGAAAUGGAGAUUCGAGAGACAGUGAACGUCCCUUUCUAA
This is a messenger RNA of Stereum hirsutum FP-91666 SS1, 1134 nucleotides long. RefSeq lists its product as uncharacterized. Gene Ontology annotation, molecular function: protein binding. The transcript is spliced from 2 exons. Bases 70 to 1134 code for a protein of 354 amino acids. NCBI's taxonomy places the organism in Eukaryota, Fungi, Basidiomycota, Agaricomycetes, Russulales, Stereaceae. The record is from RefSeq and is a predicted model, not a curated record.